AUGUACAUCACCCUCUACUACAUAGUCACCCGGCUCCCUGACUCCCUUCGCUUAGUCAGGGACCACUUCCUCUCAGUUUGCCCCACAACACUCACCGUUGACCUCCUCGAGGAGCGCCUCCUAGCAGCAGAGAAGAGCAUAGUCGCUGUAGGAGCCUCUCGUGGUGACCCUCGCACCCCCGUCUUUGAGGGGUGUUCUCCCUCCCCCCUCUUGCCCUCUGUUGCUUCUGCUGCUGCGGCGACCUCGUUGGUUUCGAGUCGGUCGGCGUUGCGUCUGCCCCUAGCGGGAAGCGCCACACCGGCAAGGGCAAGGGGGGCAAGGGCGUUGGAGGGGCUAGUGGGGGCGGUGGAGGUGGUAGUGGAGGCAGUGGAGGAGGUGGGGGUGGUGGUGGUGGUGGGAGUGGUGGCGGGGGUGGAGGUGUCGGUGGCAGCAGUGGAGGCGGAGGAUGUUAUAGUCACAGGUUCUUAG
Closterium sp. NIES-65 is the source of this 468-nucleotide messenger RNA. NCBI's taxonomy places the organism in Eukaryota, Viridiplantae, Streptophyta, Zygnematophyceae, Desmidiales, Closteriaceae. The record is from the annotation of a GenBank genome assembly.